AAUCAAUUCAAUUCAAUAAUGUUUUUUGCAAAAUAGACCAAUUAAUUUGAAUAUUUGGUGUAAAGGGAAAUAACUCUUGAUAGAUAUCUUAGAAAGAAUGAAGAUCUCCGGAACACAUUUACAAAAAUGUCGUUGAAUUGUUUUUAUUUCUUGUGCUAGAUGAUCGUAAUAUCAGUACUUGUAAUUCUGGAAAUAAAUUGUUGUCUUUGAUACCAAUAAGCACAAAGGCGAGCAAUGCAUUACAUGCAGGAAAAACUUAGGCAUGUGGGAGUUGCAAUCGGGCGGGGUACCUAAUUAUGAACUCCACCGGCGUCUUACGUUGCAUAAUCCCGGAAGACCCCGUGGCCAGCGUGAUGGUCGGUCGGAAGUUUCUUCGCUAGGUGUGCAGAAAAACUGGGAGAGCCAGAGAACACCGAGAGCACACGUGCCAAACUGGGUUCUCAUGUUUCAGGUCGGCCAGACGGGCAGAGAAAUAAAUCUCUGUACCGACGACCGCCACGAGCUGUGAAUCGCGUCGAGUUUCCUCGGUCGACAUCGCUCUACCGUAUCCAUUGGGUCUUGGAGUUGUUGUCCGGUGAGAAAGGGACAGGCGAGAAAAAAGUGAGAUCUCUGUAUGUCUUGUACAAAAAGAUCUCCUCUAUUUUCUGUCAUUCCUUCGUUUCUCUUUGACAGGUGUUACAUAAUCACCGAUUAUCUGAUGUUAUAGACACUUCCUGCCAACUUGGCACCUGUUCGCUAUCGACAUCCCUGGAGUUCUUGGUAGCAUCCCUGUGUGGUUAUGUAACGAUUAUGUAACCUUAACUUGCUGGCAUGUUUUAUUUAAACUUUCUUUGUCUGAUAAUCAAACUGUACUGAAUGUUAAACCUGAUAUGAUACAUUAGCCAGAUGCCUAAUAAGAUCUUUUGUUUGGAAGGGUUUAUAAACCCAGAUAACAAACGAAUCGACAGUCAGGUCCGACCAGGACACGAGAGCGUAGGCCAUGUGCGCCUAGGCACGGGACGAGACGGAAUGAGGAAGAGCGUAUUGGAGUUGGCACAUUUAUGCCAAGCUAGGACAUGGCUCCCUCAAAACAAGCUAAUUACGGAGUCUUAUUAGUUUUGUACAUAAUAUGUUAGAAGAAGAAUAAAAGUAUUAUAAGAUGCUAAACUAGUCUUGUCAUCCAGAACUUGAUUAAAGAACCAAUACUGUCACACAGGGAGACUCGGUCUGCUCACUCACGCGGGUCGAAUGGUCAAUGGUCGAUAGAAGUUAAAUUAAAAUACCGUACUCCGGAAACGCACUAGAGCAUAAAUUAAAACUGGCUCAAUAAUUCCAUCUGGGGAUUUUAAUUCAUGUUCAUGUGGCGUUGCCCUAAAUAUUAUCUCCCUUGGUCAGAUUCUCCCCCUUUGGCAACGGAAAUCGUAUCUGUCCUUGCUAAGAAUGUUCAUCGAAUUUCUUCAAGAACGCUUCAGCGGCGCCAAUGCCAGCUUAUAAUGCCAGGGUUGUUGCACUUAUUGUACCCCCUUUUAAUAUAGUGUCGGGUUUGCUUCCGGAACGUUGCAGGAUGGAGCACCCUUCAAGGGUAGUGUCUGGUGGUGCAGGUUGGAGGGCCUGUCAAGGGCAGUGACUGGUAGUGCAGGGUGGAGGGCCUGUCUGGUGGUGCAGGAUGGAGGGCCUGUCAGGGCAAUGACUGGUGGUGCAGAUGGUCGAUUGUCCUAGACUAGUAACUUGGAUUAACCAUAUUAUGUGACACGACACUAUAGUUGCCUUUAACCGGCAUUGUUGUCAGAAUUAAUAAACGGUGAUUAUUAUUGUUGAUAAGUAUACUCUGUUUAUUGUUAGAUAAUUGUCCAGAGGAGAUUAUAACCAGUAAUUAUACUGGUGUGAACGUGGAAUACAGAAUACCAGAAACAAUUCAUGGACAGACAUGGGAAACAGAGGACAUUUGUUUUGUCGAUGGCGCUCCUAUAGGUGUAAUAAAAUGUUUUGACGCCGUUUGGAGUAAGAUGAUCUUUAAUGAAAAUUGUAAUGUCCAAGAUUCAUUGAUGUCAGGGGUUACGACCAAUUUGUCAGAAAUAGCCCGGAGUAACUUAACAGAUAAUGUAAAGGAAAAUCUUGUAAAAGUCAAAUUUUUGACGUCUGUACCUGAUGAAUUGACACCUCUAGAUGUGAUUUACACUACGAUUAUAUUAGACGGUAUUUCUAAAACAGAUAAUAUUACACAACAGGACGCCACUAAUUUCAUCAACACCAUCAACAACAUACAAAAUAGUAAAGAAAAAGUUGUCACAGAAGCAAAUGAGGAUGUCAACAUUUCAAACAAAUUGAUUGCUAGCUUAGAUGAACUCGAACUGAGAAUUCCCACAGAUGACGACGAUGGUCAUUUUAGAUUAGUAACCAAUAAAACAGUAGUAGAAGUUUGGAAUCUGACCAAACUAAUGAGAAACCCUGUAAUUGGCCUGUCGGUUAAUGGUGAGGAUUCUGAUCCAAUAGAGUUACUUGAAAACAGUACCCUAUCGUCGUUGUACGAAAACACUGAACUUAUUUACAAAACAACGACUGCUGGGAUUCUGUUAAAUAAACAAUUUGUUAGAAGAACAAUAUCAGAGAAGAAUACAAGUGAUAUACGAUUAUCUAUGCGUGUGUUAAAUUCCAGUAAUCUUUUUAUCACUGAUAAUAAUGGUACAGUUAAUAGUAAAGUUAUAUCAGCUACAUUAACUAUAGAUAGAAAACCUGUUGUAAAUUUAAAUGGUUCAUUCGUUACCACAGUUUUCUUUCCACAAAAUGUUUUACAAGAUAAAUAUCGAGAGAAAUACAGUCAUUGUGUAUUUUGGGAUUUUAGUUUAAAUAAUGCGCGUGGUGGAUGGUCGAAUGACGGUUGUCGUUAUGUGAACACAACAGAAGAACGAGACGUCUGUGUUUGUGACCAUUUAACAAACUUUGCUCUUCUUAUGGAUUUUUAUGGUCAGGACUAUUUGGUAGAACCAAGUCAUCAGCAAGCUCUAUCUAUUAUUACCUAUAUUGGAUUAAGCCUUUCUAUAAUUGGAUUAGGAUUAACAGUUUUAAUGUUUCUGAUCUUUAAAAAACUACGAGAACGUCGACCACAGCACAUAAUGUUUAAUUUGGCACUAGCCAUGUUGUUUUCGUGGAUCGUAUUUCUGGCGGGAACCAAGCAGACUGGUGAUCACGUUGGCUGUAUUGUUGUAGCUGUCUUGCUACAUUAUUUCAUCUUGGCAUCCUUCAUGUGGAUGUUAGUGGAAGGCAUCCUUUUAUAUUUUAUGUUUGUAAGAGUUUUGGGAACCUAUGUCAGCAAUUUUGUGCUUAAGGCGGCAAUUCUAGCCUGGGGUUUACCAGUUUUACCAGUUGUGAUCAUGCUAGCCAUUGAUGUAGAGCUGUAUAACGGUGGGGAAUCGUAUUGUUGGAUGGGACUACAAGGAUUGUAUUAUGGUUUUGCUCUACCUCUUGGUUUGAUUAUAUUGACUAAUAGUAUCAUCCAUAUUUUGGUCACGCGCAGUAUCUGUAGCAGACAAAAUCUCAACACAACAGUCCUUCAACACUCAGUUACAAACAUCAGAGCCUCGUUCUGCUCUUUCAUUCUUUUAGGAUUAACCUGGAUUUUUGGAUUUCUGGCAAUAUCAGAUGCUCGUGUGGCGUUUCAGUAUGUCUUCACAAUACUCAACUCUCUACAGGGUUUCCUUAUAUUUAUCCUUUUCACUGCCAGAGAUAAACAAGUCAGAGAUUUCUGGAAACAACUUUACUACCGAUGAGUAUAACAUCAAAAUCUUCAAAGGCCACCAGUUCCAGUACGGCCUUAUAGGGAUGAUUUCAAUUUUACUGAUAUCAGACAAAUGUUGUCAAUUACCAAAACAGCUAUAUUUAACAGAUAACAAUAUAAUGAAAUCAAAUCCACUAAAAUUAAUCAAACGAUUCAAGUGAAAUAUUAAUAAAUCCAUAAAUCCAAUUGGAUAUAUUCUUUGAUCCAUGGAUGUAAUAUAAUUUAUCAUCACAACUCAUAAAUUCAGUAUAAUUUUUUAUCAUCCAAAUCGUAGAUCCAAGCACCUAAAUCCAUGAGUAUUGACAACAGUAGAUACAGGAACACAGUAUAAAUAUCAUAAUAAUCCAACAGUAAGCUAUAGUAGAUACAGUAUAAGAUUCUUAUAAUCCAACAGUAGGCUAUCAUAGAUACAGUAUAAGUAUCAUAAUAAUCCAACAGUAGUCUAUCUUAGAUACGGGAAUAUAAUAUUGUUAAUCACCUCGAUACAGGAAUAAAAAUGUAAAUUUAUAUCACUAUAUUAUUUUGCUUGAUCUUAUGUUAUUAUGUAUACCUUUUAUCCUGAUUUUUAUUUUGUUUUUGUCAUGCUUUUGUUAAUAAUGAAACGACCUUCGUUUCUCGUUUCGAUCCCUGCAUUGGCGGCGAAGGUUCAUCCAGAUUUUCCGGCGUGGUUCUCCCUUGUCAGUGAUGGAGGACGGAGGGGCUGACAGGGAAAGCUGUCUAGUCGUUCGAAUGGGACGAAAAACCGAGGUCCCGUGUACACAUUGGCGUGCACGUAAAAGAUCCCUUGGCAGUUGGAAUUCGAUAUAAGAGUAGGCCGUAGUGCCGCUGUCCGGGCAAAAUUUCCCUCAUAGCACACUGUGUGGCGUAUGCCCGUCUUCAUUAGCCCAGGUUAGGAGCAGAACAGUAGGACGUUAAACCCUAUUUCAUUUCAUUUCAUUUCGUUUCUCGUUUGUUAUUAUAAGGGUAGAUAACCAUAUUCAUGUCCAUUUACUGAAUGGUUUAUGUAAAAAAUGUGUAUAUUUCUAAUUCAUUUAUAUUUAAUUGUAUUAUGAAAAUCAUUACCAGUAUUAUUAUGUUUGUUAUUACUAAACUUAUACUUGGUAAUUUGAUGUUGUAGUAUGUGAUUGUAGUCUAGUUCAAUCGCCGAAGGUAUUCUCGUCGAUAUUCGAGUUUAAUUGAUCUAAGAUUACAAAACCGUCUAAUCAACAUUCCGGGGAUAGCGAGUUGUUACACCUUUCUCAUUAAACAUACAUAUAUAUGUAUAUAAUUACCUAUCUACCUGAUCUUCAAUAAUAUAUUAUAUUUAUAUAUUAUAAUUAAUAAAACUGUUGAUAAUAAAUACGCAUUUAGUAUAA
Messenger RNA from Patella vulgata (common limpet), 5109 nucleotides. Its product is annotated as adhesion G-protein coupled receptor G6. Gene Ontology annotation, biological process: G protein-coupled receptor signaling pathway; cell surface receptor signaling pathway. NCBI's taxonomy places the organism in Eukaryota, Metazoa, Mollusca, Gastropoda, Patellidae. The coding region runs from base 1986 to 3746 and encodes 586 amino acids. Gene Ontology annotation, molecular function: G protein-coupled receptor activity. The transcript has 12 exons. Gene Ontology annotation, cellular component: membrane. The record is from RefSeq and is a predicted model, not a curated record.